UCCGCUUUCAUCACCAGCCGCCUGCGCCUGGCAACUUUUCUACUGUAAGAGGCCCUACCAAGCCAACUUCUGGGAAUUGCCUCGAACAGCUACACACCAAGCUAUUCCGUAUAUCUUCUUUCGCGGAAACUCUGUCCCUACAAUUCCUCCUUCUUGCCCGCACACCCUCACUCGUUUUUCUUUCAGUUUCCCCUGGGGUCAAUGUCGUAAAGAUCAGGCCCAAGGCUCGGUGGACGCUUCUCCACAGAUCACCAUGGCCUCCGGAUUUAAGAACGAGCUCAAGUCCCAGGGCGCCGUCGAGGCAGCUCAGGAUCCCAACUCUUCCGUAACUGGCAAAGACGCUGAAAAGGUCCUGGUCGCCGAAAGCAAGGAAGCCGGGGCAACUGCUCUGCACUUCGACCCGAAUGCUUCCCCAGAAGAGAAAGCCGCGCAAGCUAGAUCUCAGCAGAACCCUACCAAACGUCCACCAAAAGGAGUCGGGGUCGCUACAGAUCUGGAUGGUGGACCGGACCAAUAUGACCUUCCUCCUCCCGAACCAGUUGCCGCUGGAGACAAGGCUGGUACGGUUACAAAUGGAGCACCUCCUGAACAGCACGAAGACUGGUCCAAACUCGGAUGGGCGCCACGGUUCGGGUCCGGGGAGACAGAGCAGGAUAAAGAGGAAGGCAAUCUAUUGGAUCAUCAGACGCUCUUGGAAUCAAAGCUAGAUGAUAGGUUCUAUGGCGAUUGGUACCACAAUGCUGCUGUGAUUGUCUUUGCAUGCCUGUCCUCAUGGCUUGUUGCGACCCUCGGUGGUGGUUUGGGAUGGAUCUUUCUCAUCAUGGCAACCUGCGGGACUUACUACAGAACUUCGAUCAGACGAGUCAGACGAAAUUUCAGAGACGACAUCACAAGAGAGUUAGGGAAGGCUCGUUUGGAGACCGACGCCGAAAGUCUGGAGUGGAUGAACAGCUUCCUCGUCAAGUUCUGGCCCAUCUAUGCCCCUCAGCUGGCCAAGGGUAUCGUGCAAUCAGUUGAUCAAGUGCUGAGCACGUCCACUCCCGCUUUCCUGGACAGUAUGCGGAUGGAGACUUUUAUUCUAGGUACCAAACCUCCCCGCAUGGAACAUGUCAAGACCUAUCCGAAGUCUGAAGAUGAUAUUGUCAUGAUGGACUGGAAGUUCAGUUUCACCCCAACCGACACGAUGGAUAUGACAGCUCGCCAGCUCAAGACCAAGAUCAAUCCAAAAGUGGUCCUCGAGAUCCGCAUCGGCAAAGGCGUUGUCAGUAAAGCCAUGAAGGUCAUCGUGGAAGAUUUCGAGUUUUCUGGUCUUAUGCGUGUCAAGAUGAAGCUGCAAAUCGCUUUUCCCCAUAUCGAAAGGGUUGAUAUCUGUUUUCUGGGUCGUCCAACCAUCGACUAUGUAUGCAAGCCUCUUGGCGGAGAUACAUUCGGCUUCGAUAUCAACUUCAUCCCUGGUCUGGAGAAUUUCAUCAAGGAGCAGAUCCAUGGAAACCUAGCACCAAUCAUGUACGAUCCAAACGUUUUCCCAAUCGAGGUGGCCAAAAUGCUCUCGGGCAACCCCAUUGAUCUCGCAGUCGGCGUGGUCGCGAUUACCAUCUACAAUGCUCACGGCCUCAAGAACCCUGAUAAGUUUUCGGGCACACCGGAUCCGUAUGUGGUUGUGUCUUUGAAUGGUUCCAAGGAGCUGGGACGCACAAAGACCAUUUACGAAGACGCAAACCCCCGCUGGAACGAGACACUCUAUGUCAUUAUCACAAACUUCACUGACUCGCUCACUCUGCAAGUCUAUGAUUAUAAUGAUGUCCGGAAAGACAAGCAGCUCGGAACUGCAACAUUUGCUUUGGAUCAACUCGAAGCUUCUCCUGAUCAUGAAGGUUUGAGUCUUGACGUACUUGCAAAUGGAAAAUCUCGAGGAGUGCUUGCAACCGAUAUCCGCUUUUUCCGCGUCAUUGAAUCCGAGAAGUUGCCAACUGGUGAGAUACUUCCUCCGCCAGAGUCCAACACUGGUAUUGCGCGCCUCACCAUUGAGCAAGCCAAGGAGCUGGACGGUAGCAAGAGUAUAGUCGGGGCCCUCGACCCAUAUGCCGUCCUUCUCCUCAAUGGGAAAGAAGUUCACAAAACGAACACACUCAAGCAUACCAACAACCCUGUCUUCUCUGACAAUACCAAAUCAGUUCUGAUCACAGAUCGGAAGAAGGCCCGGCUUGGUUUGGUCAUCAAGGACAGCCGUGGCCUCGCUACUGAUCCAAUCCUUGGUACCUAUCAAAUCAAGGUGGACGACAUGAUGAAGGCUGUUGACAAGGGUCAGGAGUGGUUCAACUUGCAUGGUUCGAAAUCAGGCAAGGCCAAACUACUACUGGACUGGAAGCCCGUGGCGCUGAAGGGUGCAGCUGGGUCCGGCGGCUAUAUUACACCCAUCGGCGUCAUGCGGAUUCACCUUCAGAGUGCCAGAAAUCUUCGGAACUUCGAGACUGUAGGCAAGUCAGACCCCUAUGCUAGGGUCAUGUUGGCAGGCAUUCCCAAAGGCCGCACAGUUACCUUCCAGAACGAUCUCAAUCCGGAUUGGGAUGAGGUGGUAUAUGUUCCAAUGCACACUCCUUCAGAGCGCCUGAUCAUUGAGGUCAUGGAUGAAGAAAAACUCGGCAAGGAUCGUUCAUUGGGUUUGGUACAAAUUGCAGCCUCGGACUACAUCGUUGAGAGUGAAGAGGGCGGCUACGAAGUACACGACUCCAAGACACUACAUUCGGAUGGGCUGCGUCUUGGCGGGACUGGCGGCGAGAAGGGCAUAAUCAACUACACUUGCGCUUUCUAUCCGACAUUGAACGUUCUUGAUCCUGAGGAGGACGAAGAGGAACGCAAAGCUCAGGCUGCCAUGGAGAAUGAGGCUGGAGUGAAUGGGACAGCGUCCCACGCCACGAAGCCAUCCGUCGACACCAAAGCUUCUGUAGACACAGUGCGCCCCAGCCUCGAGAACGGGAAGACCUCAGACACGGCCGGGCGUCUUGCGUCGCCGACAGGGGCCUCCUUCGUGGACUCGCUUGCAUCAAGCAAAAAACAGGCUCCCAAGGUCAAGAUUACUGCCGAUGACCUCAGCAAAUAUGAAUCUGGCUUGAUCGUAUUCAAUCUAAUAGAAGGCCAUUUCGACGUGACGGAUGUGCAGCUCGAAGUACUCAUGGACGAUCAUGUAUUUCCCGCAUACGCGUCUGCAAGGAUUCGACAGAAGGACUUCCACUUUGGCGAGACUGGGGAUGCCAUGGUCCGUGAAAUCGACAUGUCUCGGAUCACGUUGCGGUCAGUGGUGAGGACCGAGAAGUCUGGGAAGCAAGAUGAGGACAACAUCGUGGCCACACUGACCGGUCCGACACUCACCACACUGCAGAAGUGCCUGUACACGCCGACAGAGUUGACUAUGCGGGGCAACAAUGCCGCGGGUGUCAAUAAAGUGACGGUUCUGUUGAAGUAUUUGCCGGUGAAGAUGCAGCUCGACCCCAGUGAAAGCAUCAACAAUAUGGGCACACUGAGAGUCGAUGUUCUGGAUGCAGCGGAUCUACCAUCAGCAGAUCGUAACGGCUACAGUGAUCCUUAUUGCAAAUUCAAACUCAACGGCAAAGAAGUUUUCAAAACAAAGAUACAGAAGAAGACCCUGCAUCCUGCUUGGAACGAAUUUUUCGAGGUAGCCGUGCCGUCGCGCACCGGUGCCGAGUUCAAGGUCGACGUAUACGAUUGGGAUUUUGGCGACAAAGCCGACUGGCUAGGCUCGGCGGUCCUCGACUUGAAAGUGCUGGAACCUCUGCAGGCACAAGAGUUGACAUAUGUCCUGGACGGCAAAUCUGGAUCCAUCCGACUUAAAAUGUUGUUCAAGCCAGACUAUGUCACCCGAAGCCGGCAGGGAACGUCGACCUUCCACGGCACUUUUGCACCGGCUGGUAAAGUGAUCGGUGCGCCAGUGAAAGGCGUCACCAAAGUUGGUGGAGGAGUCGUGAAAGGGGCAUCUUUCAUCAAACGCGGAAUUAUUGGUCGAGGCAGCAGCAAGGACGACACAUCGCACGUGGUCAACGGCACUCCGCCCGAGUCAGAGGUGAGCUCUUCGGUGGUCAAUACACCAGACGCUACUCCUUCCCGAGCACCUGCGUUGGUCGAUGGGUCAGCUUCGCCUGCCACUCCCAGCAGCAUGCUGCAUAGUCGCACCAAGAGUAGCCACUCGACUGUGACCAACACUCCCAAGGGGGCUGACACGGGCACGGCCAAUUUCAUCAUCGUGUCAGCUAGCGGCUAUCCUCCUGGAGCAGAUGUCCGGGUGCACGUGAAGAUGUUGGGAGCUAGGGGAGCCAAAGAUCUGUUCAAAACCAAGGCGGUCAAGUCAUCCUCAGGCACCGUGGAGUAUGAUCCGAACCACGAGAACUUCAAGGUGUCAUGCAGUGCCGAUACACAGUUCCAAAUUGUUGUCAAGGACCACGACACGUUCCGGUCCAAGGAUCUGGGUGAAGGGCUCUUCUUUGUGUCUGACCAAGGCGGCGGUUCGGAGCAGACGGUCAAGGCGGGAACCGGCAGCGUAACGAUUCGCAGUAGCUUCACAGGGAACGCUGAAACCAACACUGAUACGCUGAGGCCCGCAACCAGUGGACGAGACAGUCCGGACUCGAAGCGCGAAGGACGACGAAGUUUCUUUGGGCGUCGCGAUGUGAGCGGAAAACAUGAUGCUUCUUGAAAACAAAGGACGGGUGGAUGAGAGUGAGGACAUGUACGACUUUUAGCAAGGGCGUUUUAAUGGAAAAUAGGAGCUUGCAGGGAUGGAGGGGCGUCUCCUAGCCUUGCUGGUCCAACAACACCUAUUGUUGUCCUUUAGCUGCAGAGAUACCACAUAGUUAUUUGGCAGAUGUUUAUGAGUCUAUUCAGAGAUCGGGUGGAGGGCGAGCUGUGGAUAUACCAAAAAUGAGAUAUACUUAUGGAGUACUCCGUGCAGCAGUAGACAAUUAAUAUCUCA
Molecule: messenger RNA, 4984 nt
Organism: Exophiala oligosperma
Lineage: Eukaryota; Fungi; Ascomycota; Eurotiomycetes; Chaetothyriales; Herpotrichiellaceae
Exons: 5
Coding region: 254-4708 (1484 amino acids)
Molecular function (GO): lipid binding
Source: RefSeq, a predicted model, not a curated record